AUGGCAUCCCAACCUAAAAGAGCACCCAAUUUCCAAGCAGUUCACUCCAUAAUCAUCUUUGUCUUUAUUAUCAUCCUAAUUCCAUUUGUCUCUUCAUCUGAUUCCGCCGUUGCUCGUGCUUCUCCCGCAACUAAUACAAUUGCAAAACAAAGCGAAGCAGUCGCUCUCUUGAAGUGGAAAGCUAGCCUUGACAAUCAAAGCCAAUCUCUCCUUUCAUCAUGGAAUGAAACUAGUCAUUGCACUUGGGUCGGAAUUGGCUGCAACGACGCCAAUAAAGUAACCAAUUUAACCCUUGACAGUAUUGGUUUGAAAGGUACGCUUUCCGGUCUUGACUUCCCUUCAUUACCACAUCUAGUGAAACUCGAUCUGUCCGACAACUUAAUAUAUGGGAGCAUUCUCUCUCAGAUUGGUAGCCUUUCCAGACUCGCAUCUCUUAAUGCGUCCAUCAAUCAUCUUUCAGGAACAAUUCCGAAAGAUAUUGGGAUGCUAAGAUCUCUCACUACCCUUGCAUUGUACACGAAUAACCUCACGGGAUCAAUCCCCGCUUCAAUAGGGAACUUGAGAAACCUCACAACAUUGAUCCUUUAUGAGAACUCUCUCAAAGGAUCUAUCCCACAAGAAGUAGGAUUGCUAAGAUCUCUCGCUAACCUUGAAUUGUCAAGGAACAAUCUCACGGGAUCAAUCCCCGCUUUAAUAGGGAACUUGACAAACCUCACAACAUUGAUCCUUAACGAGAACUCUCUCAAUGGAUCUAUCCCUCAAGAAGUAGGAUUGCUAAGAUCUCUCAUUGCCCUUGCAUUGUACACGAAUAACCUCAAGGGAUCAAUCCCCGCUUCAAUAGGGAACUUGACAAACCUCACAAUGUUGUACCUUUACAAGAACUCUCUCUCUGGAUCUAUCCCUCAAGAACUAGGAAAGCUAAGAUCUCUAAUAAGCACCCAAUUGUGUAGAUACUUGGCGCACCUAGUCCCGUUUUACGUCAUUUAA
Molecule: messenger RNA, 987 nt
Organism: Rhododendron vialii
Lineage: Eukaryota; Viridiplantae; Streptophyta; Magnoliopsida; Ericales; Ericaceae
Product: probable leucine-rich repeat receptor-like protein kinase At1g35710
Exons: 1
Coding region: 1-987 (328 amino acids)
Molecular function (GO): protein binding
Source: RefSeq, a predicted model, not a curated record